GGGGUUUUCGACAUGGGGAUCGGGACUGGGGAAGCCGCCGCACCGUCUCAAUCCACGCCAAUCCCAAACCACAUCUCCGGCGAUCUUCCGCCAUGUCCUCAUCGAGUCUGCCGGGGAGGUUUGCCUGGGUAGUGCUGAGGGAGCACAUCCCGAUCUUCGACGCCGACGAGAAAGAUCCGGAAGACUUGGUCAUGGCCAAGGCGAUCAAAGAUUGGGCGGCCAUCAAGGAUGGUUCCUCGAUACUGGAGCAGUUCUCGCUGGACGCCCACCUCCUCGAGCCCCCGGAGCUCUCCACCUUGUACCUGCGUGCCAGGCUCGAGGUGCAGCAGCGUGGCAUCGAUUGCAUGAUCGAGUCUGUUGUGGAGAACUUCGUCGUCAUGACUCUGCAAGUCGACACCGGCGCCUACGGUCUUGUCUACGACGCUGCCAAGAACUCCCUCUCACUGUUCCCCACCGCCGUGGAGGCCUUCGCCGACCAGUACUUCGCACGGAAAGAUCUCAGCAUGCCCUUCCAAUUCCUGAGGCAACCUGCCAUCCUGCAGCGCGAUGACGGCUCCUACGAUCUGCUCAACCUGGGGCUCUGCUUUGAUGAUAUCUGUCGCGGUUUCCGAGUGCUGCAGCCGUCGGCCAUUCUCUUCCGGUGGUCGUCGGCGGUGAAAAAGUGGACAAAGCAGGAUGCGAGGUUCAAUCCGCAGACCCUGCUGCCGCCUGGACACCCCAAGCGGAUGAUGUACGAAGUUGACGUGGUCUUCACUUUCGAAGGGAAGGUUUUCUGGGUUGACCUCCUGCUUGGCGCCAUUGUCUGCGACGUGCUCUCCACCACCGACGCCUGCGACAAGGACAGCGUGGAGCUGGACUUCAUCCAUCUUCCCGAGGAGUGCAAAGGCCAGGCCCUGGAGGACAGUUACCGCCACACCUUCGAGGACAGUUACCCCAAGCACCGUCGGACCAUGGGCCGAGUCGGGAGCUCCAUAAAGCUCAUCUCCGUCGUUACCACCGACGGCGACACCCCCAACGACCACACGCUCCCCAAAGACGUCGUGCUGCAGAGCUGGACUCUGGGGCCGGACUUGAGGUCGUGGACGAGGGACGACGACAUGGAGCUGCCGUUGCCACUGCUCUGGCAGUCGGAGUCCUACAAGCGCGAGAGCCUGCCGGAGGCAGUCCCACUGAACCCAGUCCUGAAGGCUGACGAGGAUGGCGUCCUCUACCUCUUGCUGGGAGAUUACUACGUUGAUUGGCGUCGACAUGCCAGGUUAUGCAGGGAGAUGGAGUGUGUGAUCAGCAUCGACAUGCGCAGGAAGUCUCUCCUGUCCCGCAGCCGUCGUCCGAUCACAGAGGGCUUGCUUCCGCCGCUGGAAGCCCAACCUUCCAAACGAUUCUCUCCUGACAUGCCUAGCCUCUUUGGUGUCAGGUUCUGCGCACAGCACACUGAAUGGUCCGAUGGUCUUGGGCAAAAGGGAAAUUGGAAUCAUCGGAAAUAGAUGGUAAUUUGAGUCUAAAUCUAACUUGAUGUAAUUUUUGCACAUUCUCGAUUCAUAAUAAUUGUUGUAGGUUUUACCUUAAAUUUAAUUAAUACCACGAUACUUAUUGAAGAUCAGAAAGAGUAUUAUU
This is a messenger RNA of Lolium perenne, 1614 nucleotides long. RefSeq lists its product as uncharacterized. The record is from RefSeq and is a predicted model, not a curated record. NCBI's taxonomy places the organism in Eukaryota, Viridiplantae, Streptophyta, Magnoliopsida, Poales, Poaceae.